Rhodofomes roseus is the source of this 1764-nucleotide messenger RNA. Its product is annotated as glycoside hydrolase family 16 protein. The transcript is spliced from 7 exons. Lineage: Eukaryota; Fungi; Basidiomycota; Agaricomycetes; Polyporales; Fomitopsidaceae. Gene Ontology annotation, molecular function: glucosidase activity. Bases 1 to 1764 code for a protein of 587 amino acids. Gene Ontology annotation, cellular component: endoplasmic reticulum membrane; plasma membrane. Gene Ontology annotation, biological process: fungal-type cell wall organization; (1->6)-beta-D-glucan biosynthetic process. The record is from RefSeq and is a predicted model, not a curated record.
AUGCCGCAACCUUCGACGAGUGGAAGAAACGAUACUACGCACGGUGUUGCAACAGGUGCAAUAGGCUCAGGGUAUGGUCCGUACUCGUAUAAUCCCAACCUCAAUGUUGCCGCCAAUGGUCGGUAUACAUCCUCUCGCUUUAGCGCGGCGCCGUCGGAAACAUCGAUUGGUACGACGGGGGAGAAGGGGAGUGCCACACCCAUGGUCGGGACGGCGACCGUGCAGCAAUAUCCGUAUCUCUGGGAUACCAAGGACCCAGAGCUCGACGAUGCCCUACACAACCCUGACCCAGUCCGCGACGCAGCGUUGGAGCGAACGUGCAAUCCGUUUUCCUCACGAGGAUGGAUCAACAUUUCCGCACUGAUCAUCCUCGUAGCGGGGCUCCUCACGCUAUUCGCCGGGUACCCUAUCAUACACUAUUUCACGACAGACAAGCCGCAGAAGAUUGGGUUCAACCUGGGAGGCAUCAACGGCUCAGGGCAGGUCCCUAACCUCGCUAUCCCGAAGCUCAUCGAUACCGAUACACCGGAUGACGUAUACACGUUCACAUCCAAGGACGGUACGGAGUACGACCUCGUCUUCAGUGAUGAGUUUGAGACUCCUGGACGGACAUUCUGGCCCGGGGACGACCCCUUCUGGGAGGCUGUGGAUAUGAACUACUGGCCGACAGGUGACAUUGAGUGGUACACGCCGACUCAAGCAACGACUGCGGACGGCAAGUUGGUCCUGACCAUGGAGGAGGUCGAGAACAACAACUUGAACUUCCGGAGCUCUAUGCUGCAGACCUGGAACAAGUUUUGCUUCACCACCGGUUACAUCGAGGUCAAGGUUAGUCUACCGGGCUCCCCAAAGGCUCCGGGAUUCUGGCCCGCUGUGUGGACGAUGGGUAACUUGGGCCACGCUGGAUACGGAGCAACGACCCAGGGAAUGUGGCCUUACUCGUAUGACAGCUGCGACGUGGGAACGUUCCCAAAUCAGACAUACUCGAACGGAACCCCCAGUGCAGCGGAAGGACUCAGCUUUCAGCCAGGUCAAAGGACUUCCGCUUGCACGUGUCCUGGCGAGGACCACCCGGGGCCGUCUACCUCCGUCGGUCGUGGCGUGCCUGAAAUCGAUAUCUUCGAGGCACAGGUCGCGGCUGGCUGGAGGGGCCAGGCCUCGCAGAGUAUGCAGAUUGCGCCGUAUGACGACCAAUACCAGUUCGACACCGACACCGAUGUGACAACCAUCUUCGACAGCUCCAUCACGUCAUUCAACACGUACCUCGGAGCGCAGUACCAGCAGGCCGUCUCUGGUCUGACGUUCAUCAACAACUCCGUCUACAAUGACUCGGAGUACGCGACCUUCGGUUAUGAGUGGUACUCGAACCCGAAGGACCGCGAUGCUGGUUUCAUCACCUGGUAUAGCAGCGGUGUUGAGUCGUGGAAGAUCACGUCAGGCUCGCUCGGUCCUGACGCCAAGACCGAAGUUGGCCAGCGGCUGAUCCCAGAGGAGCCCAUGUAUAUCAUCAUCAACUUUGGAAUGUCUCCUUCGUUCCAAGCACAAGACUGGAUGCACUUGGAGUUCCCAUCGAAGAUGUACAUUGACUACGUACGCGUUUACCAGCGUUCGGAUGUCUCGGAUGGUACGACGUGCGACCCUCCGAACUACCCCACAGCAGACUACAUCAACAAGCACGCGGAAGCUUACUCGAACCCCAACCUCACGACUUGGUCAGAAGCAGGCUACAGUUGGCCAAAGAAUUCGCAGUAUAACGGUUGCUAA